UUUGUUUCGAGGUUAGCGUUUGUUUUGGUCUGAGCAAAUCUGUUGGACUUUGGUUCGAGAACUUCCUGUACUCUGACCAGUGCUCUUGUGUUGCUCAAUAAAGGUGCAGUAACAGGGCACCUGUGCACAUCUGCCUGUGGUUUGAAUGAAUGCUAACAUUUUCCCUGUGCCUGACUGACUGACACUUCGGCAAAGACAACUGCCUGCGCUAAGAAAUUAGACCUUGUAGGCUCUUCACUUCUGAAAUCUUAAGCUGACAUCACUUGACGUUCCGUUCUGAAGCCUCUGCCAAGCUGAAAUGCCACCUGCAAUCGGAGGACCCGUGGGGUACACCCCUCCUGAGGGAGGCUGGGGGUGGGCCGUGGUGGCUGGUGCCUUCAUCUCCAUCGGCUUCUCCUAUGCCUUCCCCAAGUCCAUCACUGUCUUCUUCAAAGAGAUUGAGGUCAUCUUCAAUGCCACCAGCAGCCAGGUCUCCUGGAUCUCUUCCAUCAUGCUGGCUGUAAUGUACGCUGGAGGUCCCAUCAGCAGUAUCCUGGUGAACAAGUAUGGCAGCCGUCCCAUCAUGAUCGCUGGUGGCUGCCUGUCGGGCUGUGGGCUGGUGGCGGCCUCCUUCUGCAACACCGUGGGGCAGCUCUAUUUCUGCGUGGGAGUGGUGGGAGGUUUGGGAUUGGCCUUCAACCUCAACCCUGCCCUGACCAUGAUUGGCAAAUAUUUCUACAAGAAACGCCCUAUUGCCAACGGCAUUGCUAUGGCUGGCAGCCCGGUCUUCCUGUCCACUCUGGCCCCUCUCAACAGCUGGUUCUUUGACCAUUUUGGCUGGAGAGGCAGCUUCCUGAUCCUGGGCGGCUUGCUGCUCAACUGCUGUGUGGCUGGGUCCCUCAUGAGGCCAAUCGGGCCCAAGCCACAGGUCGCCAAGAAGGUGCCCAGCGAUGCCCUGCAGGAAACUGGGAAGGCAGGCGAUGCAGGAGUCGCCACUGACCUCCUGGCGGGCAAGCCCAAGGAGAAGAAAACGGUCUGGCAGAAGGUCAACACCUUCAUUGACCUCAGCCUGUUCACACACCGGGGCUUCCUGCUGUACCUGCUGGGCAAUGUUGUCAUGUUUUUCGGCCUCUUCUCUCCUCUGGUCUUCCUCAGCAACUACGCCAAGAGCAAGGACAUUGCCAAGGAGAAGGCCGCCUUCCUGCUCUCCAUCCUGGCCUUUGUGGACAUGGUGGCCCGGCCCUCCAUGGGUUUCGUGGCCAGCACCAAGUGGGUGAGGCCCAGGAUCCAGUACUUCUUUGCAGCUUCCAUCCUGUACAACGGGGUGUGCCAUAUGCUGGCCCCCCAGUCUGAAGGCUACACUGGCUUUGUCAUCUACUCCAUCUUCUUUGGGUUCGCCUUCGGCUGGCUGAGCUCCGUCCUGUUCGAGACGCUGAUGGACCUGGUCGGGGCGCAGCGGUUCUCCAGCGCUGUGGGCCUGGUGACAAUUGUGGAGUGCGGCCCUGUGUUGCUGGGGCCUCCUCUGCUGGGCAGUUUGAACGACAUUUACCACGACUACAAGUACACCUACUAUGGCUGUGGCAUCAUCAUGAUCAUCGGUAGCAUCUUCCUCUCUGUGGGGAUGGGCAUUAACUACAGGCUCCUGGAGAAGGAGCAGAAGGCCGAGGAGCGCAGGGAAAAACAGGAGGCCAGGGAGGAGGACACGAACAUUGACGGAGCCAUCAUGGAGAAGGAGGCCAGCAAUGACGCGACCCCGCAGAAAGCGGAUGAGGAGUUGAAAGCAGCAGAGGAGAAGGUGUAAUGCCCUGUUUUGGGGACUGGGGUGUGGGGAACCAGCCCCUUAGUCUUCCAUUGGUAUCCGUCCUGAGCUGAAAACGUGUAUCUAGUGCCUUUUUUAAAAAACAAAGUAUUCCACUUGGUCCAGGUGCCAGCAGUAUUUAUAAAGCAAAUAUUCUAGUUCCUGUCAACCCUGGAAGUACUGUAAAUGAUUCCCCUCUGCUCCUGUUUCAUCAGUUUGGAAAAAUCCUUCUGGAGAAGGUUUUUAUAAAUACUGCUGCAAGCUUAGACUGAGUUGUUGCAAACCAUAUGGGUAUGUUGAUAGUUGUGCUUUAAAAAUCUCAAUGGCUGCAUUCCACAUGUAUCAGGUCUAUUGAGAUGGAGAGCAAAAAAAAUAGCGAUCACUGUGAUAUUGGGUAGCACAGGUUGUAGAUGGUCCCUUCUUUGACAGGAACACUUCCAUGUUGACGCCAUUUUGGUAUGCUGGUGACUUUAGUGCAAUGCUAGUUUUUAAGAAUCUUGUCCGGAUUGAACUUCGCACAUUUUGUAUUGUGCCUCUUUUGAGCUGUCCUGCAUUUCCGUACAAAUGAGCACAUGUCAAAGGGUUUGAACACCGCAAGUCAGAAGACUGACCUUUCCAUGGUAAAUUCCAGCCUUGAUGCUUUAAUGCUGGGCAAAAGCAAGGAAUGUGCCAUCAGAGUGCUGGGAUUGAAAUUUGCAUGUCACAGAUUUGAUUAAGUUUGGGUCAGUGUUCCUGUUCUUGCGUGUAUGUAGGUUUGGAGAUUGUGUAUGGUGACUUCAGGUUGAAACCCACCUUCUCGGGAGAUGAAACAUUUCUGUGGAGCUCUUGGAUUCCUGAGAUAACCACAAAGUGUGUGUGUGUAUAUAUAUAUAAGGUGAUCCUAUUAAGAUGCCUAUUGCUCCACUGUUUGCCUUACCAAGACCUCUUUAGCCUUCCUAAGGUUUUUUUAAUUGCAAUCACAAAUUCGGUAAUAGUACACCCCUGGCUAUUUUGGUCUACAGUCUUCCACAGUGCCUCUUGGGUGGAAGUUGGUAUCCAUCAGCAUCAAAAGUCCUUUGUUAAUUUCCUUCACCACCUCUUCCACUCACCAGUGUAAUUCUGAAUCCGGGAUCAUUCCUCAGAUAUGGCUCUGGCCCUCUGUUUCUAUGCAUCUAUCAGGAAGGGACUAAACCUAAACGUCUGUGCAGUAUGAAGACUUUUUAAUGUUUUUAUUCAUUGAUGUACAAUAAAUUGCUUUUUAUGUAGAUUUUUUUGAACUGAUAAGGUUGAUACCAGCUAUGAUACCUGUUAAGCACCAGCAUAGUGAUUGACAUUUGUCUUGUCAUACAGUUUAUGCAACAGAAGCCAAUUGCUGACCCCUCCUUUGUCAGGAAAUAUCUGGCUUAGUGGUACACUAAUGGCAUUCCGUAGACGGACAGUGUGAAACUUUUUGAUUUUAUUUGAACACUGUGCCUUGAUGCCUGGAAGCAGGGAGUUUAGUGAAUACUAAAACAUGAAAGUGUUAACCAUGUGUUCUUAGCAGUGCUAUAGGUUAGACAUCUUGAAAACUAAUUUACGUGAAUUCUAAGCUUUUGUGUGUAGACUGAUCAUCUAAGGGUCAGUCUCCUGGGUUUGUACAUCUGCCUCUAGUUCCCGGACAAGCUUCGUGGACAACAAAAGGGGGGAGUGUUGUGGGAGGGCAAGAUGUCAAAACCCCGGGAGUGGUUUACUGGUCUGUCCCUCAUUCCAAAUUGUGUGAAGCACAAGGAAUCGGAUAUGGAAAGGCUUCUGUUCAAAGUCUGGGCCUACCUAGAUUUAGUCUGAAUCCUAAUGUAUUGCUUCAGGCUGGGCAGUGUGCAGUUAGCCAAGAGAUGCCAGUAUUGUCAUUGUCAGAUGUUUUUGUCCCUCUGCCUGUGCUCCAUUUACACUCCAAGCUGGGGGCAAAUUGUGCUAAUAUAAGGGGUGUAAUGGUAAUCCAAGCUGACUAAUGACAAGCAAUUCCAUCUUGGACUCUAAAGCUAGAAUUGGAAAUGCAUUAAAUUGAAUAAGUCAAUGUAAAAGUAUUUAGGUAGCAGAUAGUCAAAUUGUGUACUCACGCUUGGGGGGGGGGGGGUUGCUAAAGGGAAUUUAAAUCACCUCCUGGAUCCAAUCAAAGACUGGAUUUAGUCUUUUUGGUGUGUCAAGCAGCCAUUUACUGUGGGAAUAGUAACUGGCCAGAAAUGCCAUGCACUAAUGUUUUCAAUGUAGACUGCAAGUUACGUUUCACAGCAUAUCAGACUUGGCAGGAUAAUUGAACUGUCUGGCAGAUUCAGUAUAUAAAUUUUGACAGGAACUAUAAAUUUAGCAGAUGUCCUCUGUGUGUAGUAACAUUUCUUAAAAUCCAUCCAGCUAAGUCUACAACUGAAAAAUUCACUUCAUAGUAUUGCAAUCUUUACAGUUUUUACAAAGAUGCUUGGUAUUGUUAGCAUAAUAUCAGGCUUUGUAGUAUGUGCACGAUUAAUUCAAAAGUAAGGUACCUCUUUUGGAUUAGACAAGAUUCUUCAGGAGCAUUUUAUAGGACCAUGGAUUAUCCUAUAAUCCCGUUUCACAGGCUGAGAGACCUUUAGGGUUUUGUUCAUCACUUGCUGUCCAUUUAUGCCGUCAGAUUAAUUGAUUUUUGCUUAAUUUUUCUACAGGCCAAUAGUCCUCUUAAAUACCCAAGAGGGACCAUAAAAGAGCAUCAGGCUUCUCAUUCCCUGUUAUGAAAUGAUCCGUUCUUAGAAUCUGUAGAAAGACAUCUUGUUGUUGAGGAAUGAUUGUGAUUGCUGGAAAGCCCUGCAUGUUUAGAUUAUAAGUUUCCCGGGGAGGUUUGGAAACAGAUGGCCUCAUCCCUGUCCUACAGACAAUGUCCCCAUUGUCCCAGUUUGCACUGUGCCUGUACAUUUGCUGAUCUUUUCCAUUGUGCACUGUUGAAGUAGUUUGUUGUGCCUACAUUCAUAUCCUCUAAUAACUGACAGCACAGGUCUGUGGGUUCGUGCUUCCUCUGGCCAUGUUGGCGAAACAUUGAACUUGGACUUCAGCCUGCUCACUUCAGCCUUUGACUAAAUCAUUGGCAUCACGGGUCUAAUGAGGACACCAGCAGAGAUGAAUUUAUAAAACCUUCAUUGCUGCAUGUGUCCACAUUCAUCGCCUGAGCAGGCAGCCACCAGAGCCUGCAUCUUUCUUGAUCUUCAGUGACUGGUGAUGGGGUUGGGUUAAAAUGAGCUGUGAAUAGAACUGACCUUAUUUGAAUGAGUGGUGUUGAACCACAUCCUAAAACUUGCCUUUACCAUAGGUGAAAUGGCUGAAAUGAGAGGGUGGACACAAAGAAGGCUGGUCAAUGCCGAGUUGGCACCUUCUGUAUAUUCAGGAAUUUCUCUUGUCUUCCACCUUUGAUUGUAGUUGAAGAGAAAUGCAUUGAGUGGCUAGGAAGGAAUAUUUAAUCUCCAUAUUAAAACCGCUGAGCUUGUGGAAAUAUUAGGUUUUGGAAUGGUGACUGAAUUUUUUUUUUGUGAAAGAUGGGUGCCAUGUAUGAUGUUACACAUGCUGGGUGAUAAUUGUCAAGGCAAAGGAUCAUUUUUGACAAAAGCUACCAUUUACUCCAGGAAUAGGUCUCGUCAUUCCCAAUGGGCCAAAGUUCCAGUUUUUUAGUGUUUUUAUCUGCAAGAAAAUCAUAGCAACGAACCUUUUUAUAUUGUACAUUUGAGAUCGAAGUUUUUAUGUAAUGGAAAUUGGUCGUCUUAGUUUUUGUAUAGAACCUUUAGAAUUCGAAAUAUGCAGUGUUACUUUUUCACUUUUCUGUUUCCUGAAUUUUAGUCAGGAAAUGGUUCAUUCAUGGCAAUUAGUGUCCUGGCCAUCAAAACAAUAUGCUGCAAUUAAAUAUUCUAGGGAUCAAAUGUGGAGGGAAAGCAGGUAUUUUACUUUUUUAGGAUUACAUCUCAUCUCUACAUUCUUGUUCUUUCAUUUGAAAUCGGGGUAUUAAAUUAUAAUAGCAGCAUUCCUUUGUGGUCACAAAGCCCUAGUGUUUGGAACGGAACGCCAGAGAUGUGCCACUUCCUCUGGGGUGUGGAGGUUUUCUGAAUGGCAGCGGUCUCUCCCUGCAGAGCAGCUGUCAGAUCUGUAGCGCCCAGCUAAACGAAUGACAAUGAUCUGUGGAUGUUUGUAUGUUAUUGUAUCUGAGGUAUUAUGGUAUCAAGAAGUUUUUUUUUUGAAUGAAUAAAAAGUUUAAAAAACUGA
Messenger RNA from Lepisosteus oculatus (spotted gar), 6010 nucleotides. It is a transcript of the gene slc16a1a, whose product is annotated as solute carrier family 16 member 1a. Gene Ontology annotation, cellular component: plasma membrane. The record is from RefSeq and is a predicted model, not a curated record. Gene Ontology annotation, molecular function: monocarboxylic acid transmembrane transporter activity. Lineage: Eukaryota; Metazoa; Chordata; Actinopteri; Semionotiformes; Lepisosteidae. Gene Ontology annotation, biological process: transmembrane transport; monocarboxylic acid transport.